Messenger RNA from Achroia grisella, 1073 nucleotides. RefSeq lists its product as uncharacterized. The transcript is spliced from 4 exons. The coding region runs from base 460 to 981 and encodes 173 amino acids. NCBI's taxonomy places the organism in Eukaryota, Metazoa, Arthropoda, Insecta, Lepidoptera, Pyralidae. The record is from RefSeq and is a predicted model, not a curated record.
CGAGUCUUACUUACCACUAAUACGUCUAUCACUGGAUCGAAAUGUGAAAUAUCUAUAUGUAAAAAUUAAAGAUGUAAUACUACUUAAAUAGACAAUGUGAUAAUAAUUUCUCUACGAUAAUAAUAUGGUAUCCCAGCUUCCGCGUGCGCGAAACCCACCUUUAGAUACUGUUUAUCAUCAUACCAAACCAAAAAUAACGAUACGAUUACGAACAAGUAACAAAACAACUGUACCGUUGGAUCUCGAAUAAAGAUUAAGGGACUGCUACUCCACUAAACGCAUCAGUGUAUUGUGCUUCGUGAAAUAAAAUCACAAUACUAGCAGGACAGCAGUGAGGCAGGAAAUACUCUAUUUAAAAGAUGUCUUCAAAGGAUGCAAUUUUUGUAACUAAUCUUGCCAGUUGGCCGCCUGAUUUACAUUGUGCUGCUGGUGGUGGAGAUAAAUAAUAUAUUGAAUAAGAUGUUAAAACUAUGUAAAUCUAAAUGUCCAACUAUACCGAUAGUUAGGAAGUGUUGUUUUUGUGUACCAGUACGGAAAGGCGUCACAAUAUUCGCAUACGUUAAUUUGGUAUUAUCACUUCUAUCGUUUCCCCUCCUAAUAUUCCUGCUGGUUGAACAAGUGACCACUGGCAAGCCAAUUGAGCACACAGGCUCCAUGGAUCCGCUAGUACACUUACCUUUAACCAUAGCUUUUGUGGUCAUCGAUGUCACUAUGACCAUAGUAUUACUGUUUGGAGCUCAUAAGAAGAAACAAGUGUUAUUGAAGGUUUACUUGUACUUCGGCGUGGCGUUUCAACUUAUGACCCUCUGUAUGGAUCUAGUAUACUUCGAUUACCGACAGUACAUCGAAAAUACAAUCUACUUCUUCUUUUUAGGACUUAACGUAUACUUAUUAUACCUAGUAUACAGUACAGUUAAAAUCGUUGAAGAGAGUUCUGAAGUUCAGUACGUGGCAUAUCAAAACAACAACAUUGGAGCGUGAAUGAUUGCGGCAACAGUUGCAUCGAUUUGGGCACAGCACUUAAUAUCAGUACAUGAGCACAUAGAAAUACUCUAAUCUUCUAUAAAAAUAAA